AUGCAUUACGUUGAGGUUUUUAAAAGGAUGGACAAGAACAAAGAUGGGAAGAUUUCACUGGAAGAAUUCUCCGAGGGGAUCCGUGCUUUCUCUCCUUCAAUAACAUCGGAACAAACUGAUGAGCUGUUCAAAGAUCUCGACAUCGACGGUGACGGUCACAUCGACAUCAAGGAAUUUGCUAUGUGCUUUGUGGUUGGCCGCGCCUGA
Messenger RNA from Eruca vesicaria subsp. sativa (arugula), 207 nucleotides. Lineage: Eukaryota; Viridiplantae; Streptophyta; Magnoliopsida; Brassicales; Brassicaceae. The record is from the annotation of a GenBank genome assembly.